CAAAGGAAUGUGUUUUCCCGCAUGGUAAACGACUGUCUUCGUAACAUUGGCAAAGUUUGGUUCCUCGGUAGGCCUCGUUGUCUGUCUGCCCACCAAACCAACCGGCCCUCAAUUUUCGAAACACAGUCCAAAAACUCAAUCUCUCCGCCGCUCAUGGACUCCGUCGUCGGAGCUCCGCCUCCCGUCGCCUCCGCUCCGCCUCGACCGCCGUCGUCGUCGUCUCCGUUUCCCGGACGGGAGGACUGUUGGAGCGAGGACGCCACGUUCACCCUCAUCGACGCCUGGGGCGAGCGCUACCUCGAGCUCAACCGCGGCAACCUCCGCCAGAAGCACUGGCAGGAGGUCGCCGACGCCGUCAACGACCGCCACGCCGGCGGCAACUCCGGCGGCGCUACCAACAACAAUAAGAAAGCGCGCCGGACCGACGUGCAGUGCAAGAACCGAAUCGACACGCUGAAGAAGAAGUACAAGAUCGAGAAGGCUAGGGUUUCCGAAUCCGACGGCGGUUACCAAAGCCCGUGGCCAUUCUUCCCCCGCCUCGACGCUCUCAUCGGCGAUACUUUUCCGAUCAAGAAGCUCUCGCCGCCGGCGAACACUCGGAGCACUCCUUCCGCCGCGAAGGCACAGCCGCUGGCGUGGAUAUCCUCUCAUCCUGUCGGUCCCCGAUCCGGCACUCAGAAACGGCCGCCGGCGAUCAGGGAGAAUUCGUCCUUUCGCCGGAAUUUCUCAGCUUUCGCGGCGGCGGCGGCGGCGGCCGCCGAGGCGGAGAGCGGGGAGUCGGAGGAUUGGAGGUCUAGCAGUGGCACUGGGAGUAGGAAGAGAGAAAGGGAGAGUGAUAAGGAUUGGGAGUUUGGGUGCAGAGAGCUUGCACAGGCCAUUGAGAGAUUUGGAGAGAUAUAUGAGAGAGUGGAAGCAGCGAAGCAGAGGCAAAUGGUGGAGUUGGAGAAACAGAGGAUGCAGUUUGCUAAGGAUUUGGAAUACCAAAGGAUGCAGCUUUUCAUGGAAACGCAGGUUCAGCUGCAGAAAAUCAAACGCACCAAGCGUUCUUCCGGAGCUGACAGUUUCUCAUAGCAAGCGGUGAUGGAGAAUGCUUUGAGAAGAUUAUAUAGAUUUUACCUUUGGACAUGGCAGCAUAUAUAGCUCCUUUUUUGGAGUUAAAAAAAAAAAUUAGGACAGGUAUUUCACAGUGAGGUUCAGGUUUGAUUGUAUUUAUAAUGUAAUACUUACUUUUGUGAAGUAAAUUUACUUUCUUUCUUUUUUAUCACCUUUGAGGAACACCAGAAGAUGAAUGAACCAAGAGAUUUUGGAUGGCUUACUUAAUUGGAACUCUCAAUUUUUUUU
Messenger RNA from Gastrolobium bilobum, 1341 nucleotides. Its product is annotated as trihelix transcription factor ENAP2-like. The coding region runs from base 22 to 1071 and encodes 349 amino acids. The transcript is spliced from 2 exons. Gene Ontology annotation, molecular function: transcription cis-regulatory region binding. The record is from RefSeq and is a predicted model, not a curated record. Lineage: Eukaryota; Viridiplantae; Streptophyta; Magnoliopsida; Fabales; Fabaceae. Gene Ontology annotation, cellular component: nucleus.